This is a messenger RNA of Entamoeba invadens IP1, 864 nucleotides long. RefSeq lists its product as hypothetical. The coding region runs from base 1 to 864 and encodes 287 amino acids. The transcript has a single exon. The record is from RefSeq and is a predicted model, not a curated record. NCBI's taxonomy places the organism in Eukaryota, Evosea, Mastigamoebida, Endamoebidae.
AUGUCUGUGCCUCGUGUCUUACAAUGUGUCUGUGGCAACAUAAAAGUAUCUCUCGAGACUUCAUGUGAGUAUUCUGAAGUACCACUUGACCUCAAAAAGUCCAUACCAACGACUUGGGUAUCUCCUCUAUGUGGGAGUUUGUCGCAGAUCUAUGUUGAGUACGAAGACAUGAAAAAGUCAACGAAGCAGGCCGACACACUUUGUCUUUCAGUACGCUGUUUGCUAUGUGAGACCAAUGUCUGUGUGACUCUUUACACUUCAAACUUGAAUUGUGUUGUUAUCAAUCCGGACUUAAUUAGUGUCGACAAUUUAAGACAGAAUUUGACGUAUUCAAAAACGUUUGGGCUUUGGAUUAAGAACAUUCAAGUCGAUCAAAACACAACGUCGUUUGUGACGAACACCCCAUUGGAACGAUUACUUGCACUGAGAAAGCAAAGUGUUAUCGACUAUUUAUUCGAGGAGAAAGAACGCGUCGUCAGGGAGUUUGUCCAGAAGCAAGAGGAGCUUUUCGAGGAGAAGCGGCGGGAGGUCAAGUCGGAGUUUUUAAUGUUAAAGACACAGUGCUUUAAACAGAAAAUCGAGGGCAACGAGGACAGUUUGAACGUCGGAAAUAAUUUAAAUAAGUAUGACGAAGUCAUGCGUAUCAGUGACGAGUGGAAGCGCAAUGGUGGGGUGUUUAGGUUCGAAGAAGAUGAGGGGCGACUCUUUGAAAAUUGUUCUGCAAAAUACAAGAAAUUUGCAGAAAAAAAGAAAGAGGAAGGCGAAGAAAAAACAUUCCCGUCCACUUUUAAAGAGUAUGUCCUUGAAAAGCUUGUUGAUGAUAAUAAGAAGUCGGGAGUGUCACCAGAAUCUGGGCCAAAAUAA